CGGAGCGUUCUACUUCUGCUACGCGCCGGCUUACCGAGUGUUUAGGUACUACUGUACGGUAGAACUGCCUUCGCUUUUUUACAGCUUUUAUUAAAUUUGUACCUCUCAGUCGGUCAACGUCAUCCGUCACCACGGAGUAUAACGCAGGUUACGCGGGGACCUCCAUAAUGUCCAACGGUUAUGAAGAUCAUAUGAAUGACGAUGACAAUGGCAGAACCAACUUGAUUGUUAACUACCUUCCUCAAAACAUGACACAGGAUGAAUUACGCAGUCUGUUCAGCAGUAUCGGUGAAGUGGAAUCUGCCAAACUUGUGCGGGAUAGACUUGCAGGACACAGCUUAGGUUAUGGGUUUGUGAAUUACUUGAAUGCAAAAGAUGCAGAAAGAGCAAUAAACACCCUCAAUGGUUUAAGACUACAGUCGAAGACUAUCAAGGUGUCCUAUGCUCGUCCAAGCUCUGAUGUUAUUAAAGAUGCAAACCUGUACAUUACCGGGCUCCCAAAGACCAUGACACAGAAAGAUGUUGAAGACUUAUUCUCUCAGUAUGGACGUAUCAUCAAUUCUCGGGUGCUUGUUGAUCAGUCUACAGAACAGAUCGAGGAGCCGGGGGAGAAAGGGAACUUUGCAGCGUCAACCCAGUAUGGAACGAAUGCAACAAACAGUGAAGAGGCGACGUUAUUGAAUACAGGUUUGUCCAGAGGAGUUGCAUUUAUUCGGUUUGACAAAAGAAGUGAAGCAGAAGAUGCAAUGAAUACGCUGAAUGGUCAUAAACCACCUGGUGCAACUGAUCCCAUCUCUGUGAAGUUUGCAGCAAAUCCAAAUCAGAACAAAAAUAUGGCGCUCCUUUCUCAGCUUUACCAUGCCCCAGGUAGACGAUUCGGAGGACCUGUUCAUCACCAGGCGCAGAGAUUUAGGUUCUCCCCCAUGGGUGUAGAUCACAUGAGUGGUAUUACUGGUAUGAAUGUCCCAGGAAAUACAUCUUCAGGCUGGUGUAUCUUCAUCUACAAUCUGGGUCAAGAUGCAGACGAGGGAAUCCUAUGGCAGAUGUUUGGCCCCUUUGGCGCAGUUACCAAUGUGAAAGUCAUUCGCGACUUUAACACCAACAAGUGUAAAGGGUUUGGUUUUGUGACCAUGACAAACUAUGAAGAGGCUGCUAUGGCCAUAGCAAGCCUCAAUGGCUAUCGCUUAGGGGACAAAGUCUUACAGGUUUCUUUCAAAACCAACAAGACCCACAAAUAACAUGCUCAACACUUUUUUUUUUUGUACAGAAUAGUAAGGUCGACAGAGAUGACAAACUUCUAGUGUAAAAUUCAUUUUGCGCCAAUUUUCACAAGUGUUUGUUGUAGUCUAUAAUGACAAGUGGAAAAUUUUUAUACUCUGGGAUGCAAUUAACAUGUUCAAAUGUUUGAGAUCCCACCCAUUAGACCAAUUUUAAUUUCAUUAAUUUCAUUUGUUAACAGGAAACUAAAGUGGAUUACAGUAAAUGUACCUUUAUAUGCGAAGGCAUAAUAAGCAUGCUCUUAAUUAGCGACUCCUGACCUUUGAAUCAGGUUGUUAGUUUCCUUGUAUUUGAACCAGAUUUUUGUUCACUGAAGGCAUCAGAAAUUUUGUUUUAGGUUUUUCUUCAUUGACUUGAGAAACCCUGGGACUCUUAAAUUUUAUAUUUAUCACUUAAUUGAUUUUUUUUAUUUUCAUUGAUUCUGUUUUGAGUUUUUGGUUUCCAUGACAGUUCAGAAGCCGGCUGUGGUCAGUCUUUUAGAGCAAAAAUGAAGUUUUAAGGAUCAACAGAAAAUGCUUCAUAAUGCGGUAUUGUCUGGCAUUGUACAGAGCAGCAUGUCAGUUUGUAACACACUGUCAAAAGGUAGGUUGUAGAUAGUGUAGACAACAUAAAUGGGGAAAGGUUUUUAAGAUUGAAGUUACUGAAACAGAUCCUGAUAGAAAAAAAUGGACCAAAGAGUUUCUGCAGAACUCCAUGAAGAUUCCAGAUUGACAAAUGCCAGGAAAGAAAAUAGGUAAUUGUGAAGAUGCUGCUCUCUGAAAAAAAUUGAACAUUUUUUGCACAGUGCACUACAUCCGUAGCUUAGUAUUCUGAUUUUAAAAUCUAUUUAAUUUUGUAUACUUUAAAGCCUUGCUGUUUAAACAUUUGAGCAUUUUUUCAUGCAUCCCUUCUAGAGAACUUGUUUUUAAUGUUUUUGUAACUCAUGUCUUGUAUGACGGCAGAGUAGAGGAGUAGUUUUCUUGCAGGUUCUGAAGGCUAAGUACACCAGAGUAAUCCCCAUAUCUCCACAGAUUGCCUUGAAAUUUUGGUUGUUAAUUUGAUUUUGCUUUUUUGUGUUUCCUUUGUUUUGUUUUUACUUUUGCAUUUAAGACUAUUAAAUUCAGUUUUGUUUUCCUCAA
Protopterus annectens (West African lungfish) is the source of this 2396-nucleotide messenger RNA. It is a transcript of the gene ELAVL1, whose product is annotated as ELAV like RNA binding protein 1. Gene Ontology annotation, cellular component: ribonucleoprotein complex. Bases 168 to 1238 code for a protein of 356 amino acids. The transcript has 7 exons. NCBI's taxonomy places the organism in Eukaryota, Metazoa, Chordata, Ceratodontiformes, Protopteridae. The record is from RefSeq and is a predicted model, not a curated record. Gene Ontology annotation, molecular function: RNA binding.